AUGAGGCUCCAGCUGGAGAAGCAGCUCCUCUUCCUCUCCCUCCUCUGCAUCCUCUCCAAGGUUUGUGCCCAGCUGUGCCGGAGACCAUGCUACUGCCCCUGGGUGCCACCUCGCUGCCCUCGCGGGUCCCCCCUGGUCCUGGACGGCUGCGGCUGCUGUAAGAUCUGUGCCCGGCGCCUGGGAGAGCCCUGUGACUUCCUCCACGUCUGUGACCAGAGCCAGGGCCUCGUCUGCGACUACAGCGCGGCGCCCGCGGGGACAGGAGCCACCUGCAACUUUGAAGACAGCGAGGAGGGCUGUGAGGUGAACGGCCGGGUCUAUCGAGACGGGGAGGUUUUCCAGCCCAGCUGCAAACUCCAGUGCCGCUGCCUGGACGGGGGUUUCACCUGCGUCCCGCUCUGCCAGGAGGAUGUCCGACUGCCCACCCCGGAUUGCCCCUACCCACGGCGUGUGGAGGUCCCUGGGAAGUGCUGCCCUGAGUGGAUCUGCGAAGCCCAGGACCGGCACUUCCUCCGGGAUGCUGGGGCAGGUAAGAUGCAGCACAUGCAAAUGAGGGGGUGCCCAUCCCCCGGGGCAGCGUCCCCACCGCUGCCAUACCCCUGCCAGGAGUGGGGCACGGAGUGGAGCGCCUGCUCGGCCACCUGCGGCGUGGGCUUUUCUACCCGUGUCUCCAACCAGAACCGCUACUGCAGGCUGGAGACUCAGAGGCGGCUCUGCAUGGCCAGACCCUGCCCGGCCCUGCCAGCAGCAUCCCUGGUGGUGCAGCCGUUCGGCAAGGAGCAGGGCUGCUGGCCUGGUUGUCGGCUGGAGCGGGACGGGCAGCACGAGCCCCCUGGAGAGCUGCCGGUCUCUGCCUUACCCCUGUUCCCGGUGUUCCUGGAUGGACGGUACGGUCUGAGCAGCGGGGCCAGGAAAAAGGCUGCCAGGAGUGGAAGUGAGGGGCAGUUCAUGGGGUUCAGCCUUCCAGCCCCCAGUCUGGAGGCACGCACGGUGUCCGAAAUAGCCGUGGGCUUGCGCUUCCCCGGCGCCCGGCUCAAAAUAUCUCAAGUGGGCUGA
Charadrius vociferus (killdeer) is the source of this 1056-nucleotide messenger RNA. RefSeq names its product WNT1 inducible signaling pathway protein 2 (gene CCN5). Lineage: Eukaryota; Metazoa; Chordata; Aves; Charadriiformes; Charadriidae. Gene Ontology annotation, molecular function: integrin binding; heparin binding. Gene Ontology annotation, cellular component: extracellular region; extracellular matrix. The transcript has 6 exons. Gene Ontology annotation, biological process: signal transduction; cell adhesion. The coding region runs from base 1 to 1056 and encodes 351 amino acids. The record is from RefSeq and is a predicted model, not a curated record.